GAAAAGUGAGUGAGGUGUGAGGUGCUCAAUCCAGUUCUUGUUCUUGUUUUUUUUGGGUCUUUUGCUCUGUCAGUGCUAUAGAAUAAUGCAACUGGUGGUAAGUGGCAGUGAAAGGAAGAGAGAACCUUUGACUGAGCAUUAAUCCAUUCUUCCUUUUUCUUUGCCAAGAUUUUCAACCCCACCCACUCCCCAGCUCCACCAUUUUUCUCUCUUUCACGGACCGUUGAAUGCUGCAUCCUCAAAUAUUUUACUCGAGAAAUAUCGAAUUCCACUAUCAGAUUAAAGAAACAGAGAAAGGAAAAGGGAACAGCCCGUCUUUUAUUCUUUUCUCUUUCUUUAGUUGUUUGCAUUCUUCAAAAAUCAACUCUGAUUUACAUCACUGCUUUUGUUUUCUUCUUCUGCUGCGGUUUCUGUUUUCUUUUUUUGACUUGUGAUAUCAGUUCUUGCUUCUUGGGGCUGGUUCAGCUCAGCUCAGUUUUGUGGGGUUCUGAUCAACAGCUUUUAUUUAUUCCCCUUUUCCUAUUUUGCUUUGUUUUCUUUGAUUUUGUUUAAUUUGGUGGGGUGGAUGAUUAUGUAGCGUUGAGUUACGGAAGUGGGAGUUUAGUGUAGGAUUUAAUGAAGAAUUUAGGUUUUUAGGUGGUAAGUGUUUCAUGGAUCGGUCAAUUCCCACGAUCUUGUACUCGGGUUUUCUAUGCUUUGUGCUGGUCUUAACGAUAUUUUCGCGGGUUUCUGCAAACGCGGAAGGCGAUGCCUUGAAUGCCCUAAAGAGCAAUUUGGCAGAUCCUAAUAAUGUUCUUGGGAGUUGGGAUCCGACCCUUGUCAAUCCUUGCACUUGGUUUCACGUCACAUGCAAUAGCGACAAUAGUGUUACACGAGUUGAUCUUGGCAAUGCCAAUUUGUCUGGUCAACUGGUUCCACAGCUUGGUCAGCUCCCGAAUUUACAGUACUUGGAACUUUACAGUAACAAUAUAAGUGGAAGAAUUCCUAAUGAGCUCGGAAACUUAACAAACUUGGUGAGCUUGGAUCUUUAUCUGAACAGCCUCAGUGGUCCAAUCCCUGACACAUUGGGCAAGCUUCAGAAACUGCGUUUCUUGAGGCUCAAUAAUAACAGUUUGAGUGGAGAAAUUCCCAGGUCUCUGACUACCAUCUUCACACUUCAAGUCCUCGAUCUUUCAAAUAACCAACUCACGGGAAAAAUUCCGGUCAAUGGAUCCUUUCAGCUUUUCACACCUAUCAGUUUUGCCAAUAAUCGCUUGGAGCCUCUCCCUGCAUCUCCACCUCCUCCAGUUCAACCAACAACUCCAUCUCCUUCUCGAGUUGGAAACAGUGCUACUGGAGCUAUUGCUGGAGGGGUUGCUGCUGGAGCCGCCCUUCUAUUUGCUGCUCCUGCAAUUGCACUUGCAUGGUACCGAAGAAGGAAGCCACAGGACCAUUUCUUUGACGUUCCUGCGGAGGAGGAUCCAGAAGUUCAUCUGGGACAGCUCAAAAGAUUCUCUCUACGUGAACUACAAGUUGCAACAGAUAAUUUUAGCAAUAAAAAUAUUCUUGGUAGAGGCGGAUUUGGUAAGGUUUACAAAGGCCGGUUAGCUGAUGGUUCUCUAGUAGCAGUCAAAAGACUAAAAGAGGAACGUACUCAAGGUGGAGAGCUGCAGUUCCAAACAGAAGUAGAAAUGAUCAGCAUGGCCGUGCAUCGAAAUUUACUUCGCCUGCGUGGCUUUUGCAUGACACCAACAGAGAGGCUCCUUGUUUAUCCUUUUAUGGUCAAUGGAAGUGUUGCAUCAUGCUUAAGAGAACGACCUGAAUCACAGCCUCCACUUGAUUGGGCAAUAAGGAAACGCAUAGCACUCGGGUCUGCAAGGGGACUUGCUUAUUUGCAUGAUCAUUGUGACCCGAAAAUUAUUCAUCGUGAUGUCAAAGCUGCAAAUAUAUUGUUGGAUGAGGACUUUGAGGCAGUCGUUGGUGACUUUGGGUUAGCUAAACUCAUGGACUACAAGGAUACACAUGUUACCACAGCUGUACGUGGAACAAUUGGUCAUAUAGCUCCUGAGUACCUCUCUACUGGUAAAUCUUCAGAGAAAACUGAUGUUUUUGGUUACGGUGUCAUGCUUCUUGAGCUUAUCACUGGCCAGAGGGCAUUUGAUCUUGCUCGGCUUGCCAAUGACGAUGAUGUUAUGUUACUAGAUUGGGUCAAGGGACUUCUAAAGGAGAAAAAGUUGGAAACAUUAGUUGAUGCAGAUCUUCAGGGUAAUUACAUUGAUGAAGAGGUGGAGCAGUUGAUUCAAGUUGCUCUACUCUGCACACAGAGCUCUCCAAUGGAGCGCCCCAAGAUGUCGGAAGUUGUCCGAAUGCUGGAAGGUGAUGGCCUGGCCGAGAGGUGGGAAGAGUGGCAAAAGGAAGAAAUGUUUCGUCAAGAGUUCAGUCACACACAUCACCCCAACACCGAUUGGAUAAUUGCUGAUUCCACUUCUAAUAUCCGACCUGAUGAACUGUCUGGGCCUAGAUGAUCUUUGGUUGUUCAGUUCUACGGUGCACAUUCGAAACUCUAGGCGGCCCUCCAUCUUUGAUUGAUAUUUUUUUGUAUAUGAUUUAUUUCUUUUCUCUAUCUUUUUUCUUCCGUUUUGUUUUUUCCGCUUUGUUAGCAUUCCAGUUUUCAUUAUGUUCCAGAAUUUUGAUGAUAAGGGAAGGUCUAUAUUCUGUAGGUCACUUUCAGGUGCGAUCAAAUCCAUUGCAGGUAUGGUGGUGGAAGCACCAAUGUUUUUUUUUUUUCUUAAACAUUUACCAGUGUACUCCAUUCUUAUGUGUGGAAUAGCUAAAGGUUGUUAAUAAAUAAUAAGCAGGUUCAUUUUGUUAGGGGGCAAA
Messenger RNA from Sesamum indicum (sesame), 2859 nucleotides. RefSeq names its product BRASSINOSTEROID INSENSITIVE 1-associated receptor kinase 1. Gene Ontology annotation, molecular function: ATP binding; protein binding; protein kinase activity. Gene Ontology annotation, biological process: protein phosphorylation. The record is from RefSeq and is a predicted model, not a curated record. NCBI's taxonomy places the organism in Eukaryota, Viridiplantae, Streptophyta, Magnoliopsida, Lamiales, Pedaliaceae.